AUGCCAUCGACUCUCGUAGGCUCGAAGCGCAACAUUACUGGUCCUUCUAAUCUUCUUGCUACGGAUGGCGAAAAGCUGCAAUCAAUUGACCCAGACAAUCGGGCGGAAUCUCUCUCCAAGCGACUGCGCCCUGAAAAACCCGCUGUUAAAGUCCUUCCCUGUCGUUACGAGGAAGCAAAUCCCCGCGACCUCGUCGUUUUGAUCUCCAUCUCGAGCCUCACUGUACACCGAUUUUUGAUCAGCAGCGCUACCGUGGCAAGUAAGGGUCUCAGUGACAGCUUUUGGACAAACAAGACUUACGCCAGAGUUGGUGGAAUCAGCAUCGCCGAACUGGCGCUAUUAGAGUUGGAAUUUCUGUGGCGGGUUGAGUGGCGUAUAGUGCCUCAGCCUGAGGUCCUGGAGGAUUAUUAUCAGCGCCUCGUCGAGCGAUGUGACGAGUAUGUGAUCCAGCCAGGAAAAGAUAUUGAUGCACAACCUACAGAGAAGGAUGAGACUGCGGCUACCUCGUCGAUUAUGCGCAACGGAGGAAGCACCUCUGCUACGGAUGCCACGGCCACUACGACAGCCAGCACGAAAUAG
Histoplasma mississippiense is the source of this 579-nucleotide messenger RNA. RefSeq lists its product as hypothetical. The record is from RefSeq and is a predicted model, not a curated record. The transcript has 2 exons. Bases 1 to 579 code for a protein of 192 amino acids. Gene Ontology annotation, biological process: regulation of cyclin-dependent protein serine/threonine kinase activity. Gene Ontology annotation, molecular function: protein kinase binding; cyclin-dependent protein serine/threonine kinase regulator activity. Gene Ontology annotation, cellular component: cyclin-dependent protein kinase holoenzyme complex; nucleus. NCBI's taxonomy places the organism in Eukaryota, Fungi, Ascomycota, Eurotiomycetes, Onygenales, Ajellomycetaceae.